GGUGGGGCGGCCCUCUUUCCCCUCAGGUCACGCGAGGCAGGAAGUGGCGCCCGCAGCGAAGUAUUCGAGAUGGGGACCUCCCUGGACAUUAAGAUUAAAAGAGCGAACAAGGUUUAUCACGCUGGGGAGAUGCUCUCGGGGGUGGUGGUUGUGUCUGGCAAGGACCCAGUCCAGCACCAGGGCCUCUUUCUGACGGUGGAGGGGACCGUGAACCUGCAGCUCAGCGCCAAGAGCGUGGGCGUCUUCGAGGCCUUCUAUAAUUCCGUGAAGCCUAUCCAGAUCAUCAACAGCACCAUCGAAAUGGUGAAGCCAGGGAAAUUCCCCCCCGGCAAAACAGAGAUUCCUUUUGAGUUUCCUCUGCACGUGAAGGGGAACAAGGUUCUGUAUGAGACUUACCACGGCGUGUUUGUCAACAUUCAGUACACCCUGCGCUGUGACAUGAAGCGGUCUCUGCUGGCCAAGGACUUGACAAAGACCUGUGAAUUCAUCGUUCACUCUGCUCCUCAGAAGGGGAAACUGACCCCGAGCCCCGUGGAUUUCACCAUCACACCUGAAACCCUGCAGAACGUCAAAGAGAGGGCCUUGCUCCCUAAAUUUCUCAUCAGAGGACAUCUCAACUCCACCAACUGUGUUAUCACACAGCCACUGACAGGAGAGCUGGUGGUGGAGAGCUCGGAGGCCGCCAUCAGGAGCAUCGAGCUGCAGCUGGUGCGCGUGGAGACCUGCGGGUGUGCGGAAGGCUAUGCGCGAGAUGCCACGGAGAUUCAGAACAUUCAGAUCGCCGAUGGGGAUGUCUGUCGGAGCCUCUCUGUCCCCAUAUACAUGGUCUUCCCCCGGCUCUUCACCUGUCCCACGCUGGAGACCACCAACUUCAAAGUGGAGUUCGAGGUGAACAUCGUGGUGCUGCUCCACGCCGACCACCUCAUCACCGAGAACUUCCCGCUGAAGCUCUGCAGGGUGUAGCCCGGGCGCGGCCUCUGCCUGCGGGCUCUGCGGGCAUGGACGGGACUCGCAGGUGGCAGAGCCCUCCUCCUCCUUUCCCCAGCACGGGCGCCUCUCAUCGGACCUUUCCUUUGAGGUUCAUCAGGACUGCUUCCUGUCACUGGCAAGAUCAUCUCCCAGAAAGCAAAGUUUCCUGCCACUCCUGACUCCCCCGCCCCUCGUGAGGGUCAGUAACACGGUGUGACAGUAGUUGAGAUUCCAGGGAGAAAAGGAAACCCUCCCUGCCUGGCCAGGGGACUCCCGACAGCCCAGGAUGGCGACGAGCAUGCUGGUUGCUUGUGACGUUUGCAGUGACCCCCGAGGAGGCGUGCAGAGUGGCACCCCCUGGAAACGGGGCACUUUUCCCCCUCUCUUGUGUAGUUCUGUACCAUUUUUCAUGCUGACUUCAGAACCUGGAGGGAACUGGACUAAGUGUUCCUUGCUCUGCUAGGAGCGAGGGGAUUUGGUGGCGAUGGCGGUGCUGGAGUAAUUCUGAAGGCUCAGGAGCUGGUGUAAAACCGUGUGCUGCCCUAUUUCCAGAACACAUUUAAAUGUAAGGUGGCGUAAGGGGGAAACCCGCAUGUCCGUGUCUCUUGUUGGGUGGGUUCUGGGUGGCAGGAGGCCUGUGCCCAGGGCAGUAGGUGAAGACCCCUGUGUGCUGGCUGGUGCCAGGAGCAUGCCCUGGCCUUGAUGAACUGGCCUGCCUCCCACCCCCAGGCUUUGGCCUGGAGCCCGGUUCUCCUUGUCCCCCUUGUGAGUCACGGUGAGAGGCGAGCCUGUUGCAACACAUUCCUUCCUGCAGAUCCUGCCAUUGUUCCUGUCGGCCCACAGUCAGCCAGGCCUCAGAAAUGAGCUGCGUGCUGCCCGCUCCCUGCCCUUCCCUGACAGGCCCUCCCGGGCAGACGUGGGCGAGACGCACCCUGCUCACGGCCCGGCUGCGCUGCCCUUGUCCUGGCACAGCCUUGGGCCGGGUGGUGCCGAGGGCCACAGACCUGACCAGGCGCCGCUGUAGCCCAGGGCUGCACCAGGGAAACUGAUACAGCUUGCCCACAGAGUCGUGUCAAAGCUGGUUCCCAGGGAACACGUUUCUGGUCGAUAAGUCUUUUAUGCUCACAUGAUGUUAAUAAUUAUCUUUGAUGAUGUAUUUAAACUAGAUAGCAGAAAACAAAAAAACAAAAAGGCCAUAACUUCUAGGAAGUUUCAAAGAAAUCAUUUGUAAUGUAAAAAAAACAGAAUUUUGAGAAAGGUUCGGAUUGUAUAUUGCUAUAUAAUUUUUUUAGUAAACCGGUUUUAUGGAUGUAAACAUGUAAA
Equus quagga is the source of this 2292-nucleotide messenger RNA. Its product is annotated as vacuolar protein sorting-associated protein 26C. Gene Ontology annotation, biological process: intracellular protein transport. Gene Ontology annotation, cellular component: endosome. The transcript is spliced from 8 exons. NCBI's taxonomy places the organism in Eukaryota, Metazoa, Chordata, Mammalia, Perissodactyla, Equidae. The record is from RefSeq and is a predicted model, not a curated record. The coding region runs from base 70 to 963 and encodes 297 amino acids.